UGCUAUGCGGAAGUGAAGAAUGAAUACGUAGCUGUGUGGAUUAGCGGUGUGUGAUGGCGGUGUUUGAUCUUUUCUCUUUAACUUUCUAUAAGAAUCCGGAGCUGAUAUGAAGCUCGGCUCACUCCGGUCAUGUCUCAGAUCACACUCAGGACGUUCACUAAAGUGCCCUAAAUCUCUGAGACUGAUGUAAAUAAAGAUAAAUCCACACCAAUACAACAGUGAGAAGGCGGGUGCCUCGUGUGUGUGGGCAUCGUGUUGUGGUCUGCUGAACGAGCUGAUGGGGGCGGGGGCAGUGAGAGGACAGCAGCCCGGGUUCGGAGGAGGCGGUCCUUUCCGCUUCGCUCCUUCUGCUGGAUAUUCCACACACACAAACCCUCACACACACACUCAUUCACACACACUCAGCUGUCAAUCAUGUAGGGAGAGCUUCUCCAUCUUCAGAAGGAGGUAUUUGUGCUGUGAGUGUAGGCGGAGUUUCUGCUCGCUGUGUUCGGUUCUGCAGGAGAACCUGAGGAUCUGCUGCACGUGUAACCUGCUGAAGGGGACGGCGUUCCAGCGGCCGCGCCUCAUGAAGCUGCGCGUUAAAGACCUGCGACGCUACUUAACACUACGCAACAUCAACACCGACACCUGCAGAGAAAAAGAGGACUUGGUCAAUUUAGUGCUGUUUCACCAAGGGGUGGAGCCUGAGGAGGAGGCGGACGUGUCCUCGUUCGCCACGAGACCACUGUAUACCCCACCCACCACAGACUCCGCCUCCCUUCUCUCAUCUGCUCAAGAAGAGCCAAUCAGUAGGGACGAUGGCUCCGGAUAUACCGCUGAGCAGCUUGUCGACUCUGCAUCACUUUUCACUCUCGAGCCCACAGAACAAACCCCAGAGGUGGUGCGGAGGGCGGGGCGAGUGUCUCUCUCUGACCUGUCCUGUGUGGAUGAGGUGGAGCAGCUCCCCGUGCGACAGCUGAAGGAAAUCCUGGCCCGGAAUUUUGUCAACUUCUCUGGCUGCUGUGAGAAGUGGGAGCUGGUGGAGAGAGUGAGGAGGCUGUACACUGAGGACAAGGGCAACCGCAGGUCCAUGGAGAAUGUGAGCCAUGCUGGCAGCACAGUCGUAGCUUUUCCUCCUGAUGCAAUCAGAGGUGAACGAUCUGCUCGGCUGGCAGCGGACGAGAAUUUGUGUCGUAUCUGCAUGGACGCGGUGAUCGACUGCGUGUUGUUGGAGUGCGGUCACAUGGUCACGUGUACAAAGUGUGGAAAGCGAAUGAGCGAGUGUCCGAUCUGCAGACAGUACGUCAUCCGCGCUGUCCACGUCUUCAGGUCCUGACGUCACACGCGAUAUGUCAAUAAUCCACAGGAGACAACGAUGCAGCAUCUAUUUACUCGCACACACACACACACACACACACACACACACACA
Molecule: messenger RNA, 1411 nt
Organism: Tachysurus fulvidraco (yellow catfish)
Lineage: Eukaryota; Metazoa; Chordata; Actinopteri; Siluriformes; Bagridae
Gene: rnf34a
Product: ring finger protein 34a
Exons: 10
Coding region: 278-1318 (346 amino acids)
Biological process (GO): negative regulation of extrinsic apoptotic signaling pathway via death domain receptors; proteasome-mediated ubiquitin-dependent protein catabolic process; protein K48-linked ubiquitination
Cellular component (GO): plasma membrane; cytoplasm
Molecular function (GO): ubiquitin protein ligase activity
Source: RefSeq, a predicted model, not a curated record